Molecule: messenger RNA, 1356 nt
Organism: Tarenaya hassleriana
Lineage: Eukaryota; Viridiplantae; Streptophyta; Magnoliopsida; Brassicales; Cleomaceae
Product: RRP15-like protein
Exons: 8
Coding region: 116-1036 (306 amino acids)
Biological process (GO): maturation of 5.8S rRNA; maturation of LSU-rRNA
Cellular component (GO): preribosome, large subunit precursor
Source: RefSeq, a predicted model, not a curated record
CCCGUUGCUUGAAGCAGCCGUGUAUAGAUUAUAGAAUACUCCGUGAUUUUGGUCCGGAGAGAAUCCGUCGCUUCUUAGUGGAGAAACAAGCAUUUGAAAGUGUUAAUAGGUAAACAUGUCUGCCGGCGAGGAAGCUGGUCUGUCGAUGGCGGAGAGAGGUGCGAGAAAGCGGAGAGUGGGGAAAAAGAAGGGCGGAAAGGCGAAGAAGUUAAAGGCAUUACCAGGCUCUGCUGAGAAGGUUAAGAUCACAAAGAAGAUGAAGAAGCUGUUUCAAAAGAGGGCACGAGACUACAAUUCAGAUGAUGAUGACAAUGAUGAGGUUGAAGCGACAAACCCUAAUGUGAUCGGUGGAAAUAAGUUUUCUGAUGAUGAGAUGGAGGAGGAAACUGGGGAUUCUUCAGGCGAUGAAGAGAAAGUGAACGGUAAAGACAAAGGCUCGGGCGAUGAAGAUUCCGAAGAUGGAGAAAAUGAGGAAAUUCAGCGUGGAAUCACCAGGUUAGCUGAAGGAUGCAAGGGAUUCAGAAUCGCGUUCAGGGCAAUCAUGAAGAAGGGCAAAGAAGAUGAUACAUUGGGCCCGAUUCUAUCAGCAAAGAAGCAUCUUGUUGCGAAGAAGCUGGCUGAAGAGGAGGCUGAAAGGAAAGUUAAGGGUCAGGCCAAAAGAGAAAAACAUUUGGUUGCAGAGAAAGGACAUGUUAAGCCAGCUAAUUAUCUGGAUUCGCAUGAAAAGUUUCUAAUCGGUGUUGCUACCAAAGGAGUGGUCAAACUAUUUAAUGCUGUAAACAAGGCUCAACAUGCUCAGAAGGGUCUGAAUCUUUCGAGGUCAAAAGACAUUAAAGUAAUAAGGAAGCGAAGAAAAGAAGCAUUCUUCUCAGAGUUGGGGAAGCCAUCAAGAGCAGAGGUCGAGGCCAAGGCCAAGGCCAAAUCUCCUAAUUCCAUCGGUGAUGAAGCUCCUGCUUGGGCUCCUCUGCGCGAUAACUACAUGUUGGCUAACCCGAAGCUGAAGGAUUGGGAUAAAAAACAGGAUAUCCCGAGCUGAUGAGUUUGAUAGUAUUUCUGGAGACUAAGCAAACAUUGAGAGAGCUUCGACCAAUGGUAACUGGUUUUUGUCUGCCGGCAAAUAGGACCAAAUCUUAGGUUUCCCCAUUUUUACGACAUAGGCAUCAAUAGAUGAUGGAAAGCAUUCUUUUGAAGAGGAAAAUCACUGUCAUGCGUCCCAUAAUUGAUUUUCAUCCCACUGCCUGAGUGCAAACCCAGAGUCAUAUGAAUAUACAUACAAAUUGUAUAACAUAUACAAAGCAUUGUUUUCUUGUCCUAAGCAUCUGCUUAUGUCUAUAAGAGAGAACAAAAUUCAUCGAA